AUGAGUUCUCAAGAACGUCAAAAUCUCCAGCAAAGCCAAAACUCCCAAACAAAUCAAAAACAUAUUGAAGUUUUCUUCUUCGAAAAAAUGAGUCCCAAAACGCGUAAAAAGUUAAAAUAUGCCAGAAAAUCAUUUGACUUCGGUCAAGAAAUUCAUAUGUAUUUUCAUAUUACUCUGGGCACCUACUAUGCACUAAGAUCAAUUGAUCUUAGCCAAGCGGUAUAUACCGUAGAGCAUUUGACUUUCUCAUUGAUCGCUAAUAAAGCCAAUAAUUUAUUAAAAUUAAAAGAAUGGGUCUUUAAAACCGCCCAAGAGCUGGGAAUUGACAUCGAAGGAGUUAUCCGAAGUGGAAUUGAUUCCAAAUUUAUAGAAAAUAUUAAAUAA
This is a messenger RNA of Dentiscutata erythropus, 384 nucleotides long. NCBI's taxonomy places the organism in Eukaryota, Fungi, Glomeromycota, Glomeromycetes, Diversisporales, Gigasporaceae. The record is from the annotation of a GenBank genome assembly.